ACACUUAUUCUAGAUAGCAGACAACAGCAUUUUCAAAUUUUGUAGAUUCUAAAUGUCAUGGUGAGCCAUUAGAUUGAGCAAAAAAAUGUCUCUAACAUUAUCCCAGUGUGAACAACUUUUUACACCUCCUGCGCCAGCAACUGUGAGUUGUGAGGAAUUUUCGUUUGGUGGCAAGUUUCAUGCUCAUUAUGUCAAUGAUACAACUGUCAAGUUUCACUGUGUUUACAACCACUAUUAUGUAAGUGGUGACCGCUUCAGCCAUUGUAUAAAUGGAACCUGGACCAACCCAGAAGGUGUAAUAUGUGAGGUGCUGUUUUACAUGUCAAAGAAAAGACUUGCUCCACUGAUAACCAUUUGUACUCUGAUACCAUCAUUACUGAUGCUGUUUGUAGAUUUUGUUGCAUUCCGUUUCCGAAAAGAAAAGAUGCGAGCUGAACAAAAAAGACUUCAUAUUGCACCCAAUAGUGACUUAGAUAUUGAUUUGAACCACUUGACAAAGAAAAGACAGCGUUUACCUUCACUGCGCCUUAAAAGUACAUUUGAGACUCUUGAUCCACAUCACAUAAGGCCAGAUUUCUCCCGCACAAGUUCUGCAUCUGACUUGGCAGCAGUACCUAACCACCCUUACGAAGACAUUAUGUCUACAUCAAGCGGUAAAACACCAUCAAGUAUUUACCCUGCUGCUCCACCAAUCCGUAGUAAGUCAUCCAGAGUUGAUUCCAUCUUACCGCUUAAAAUCAAAGGAAUGGAUAAAAAGCGAGCCCUAUCUGCCCUUCCGGAAUCAGAAAGCAGUUAUAGACAUUGAAAAACUGAGAUGAACAUACAUAAGUAGGCUGAUAACCUUUCACUGUAAGUUUGGACCAAAUAGUCAAAAUAAAAAAUAAGAUUGUCUCAAAACUAGAAUGGAGAAGUUAUUAAUUUGUAAUAUUUCAACCAAUUACUAAGAAGCUGGGGAUUUGUAUGGCCCAUUGGCUUUUACUUUUUAGCACAGUACUGUGUCAAGAUCAGAUUAUUUUAAAAAGAAAACAACUAGAGAGGCCUUAUGUACUUGUUAUUAGUAAAAUUUCAGAACCAGCCUGUUGUAAGUUUAGUUUAUGUUAUAUUUAUCUUUUACAAUCAGCUAAAGGAGAUCAAUUAUUUUAGACUUCCUUCUAUCUACCAAAAAUGGAAAUUUUAGCUAUUAUUUUAUUUUACCAUUAUUGUAGGCCUAUUUUGUUUUUAUUGGUAAUUUUUUUAUUGUAAACUUGUGGAUAUGUAAAUUGAUAUAAUUUGUUUUCUUUAUUUUUCUAUGUAGCUGGGGGAUUUUGUUUUGUUAAUUGUGUCCUGUUAUUCAGGUCUAAGAUUUUAAAUUGAUUUAAUGUAUAGAUUGUAGACUACACAUGCAAUUUGGUAUAGCAAAAUGUUAAGAAAAUAGUUUUCAUUGUAACUUACUUUUCAAGUGUUCUUAUUUGCUAUUUUUCCUAUUAAAGUUUUAGCUUUUUAUUUUUCAUGUAAAUAGUUAUGCUUGUGAAUUACUAAGUUAAGGUUUAGCUUUUUAUCUUUCUUCAUGUAAAUAGUUAACCUUUUGAAUUACUAAGUUAAGGUUUAGAUUUUUAUCUUUCUUCAUGUAAAUAGUUAACCUUUUGAAUUACUAAGUUAAGGUUUAGCUAUUUAUCUUUCUUCAUGUAAAUAGUUAACCCUUUGAAUUACUAAGUUAACUAAGUUAAUGAAAUUGAUAUUAUUUAUGCUGUUAUGAGUAACUGUAAUUUAAAGGUUGUGUGUUGGUUUGGAUACUUGAACCUUUUUUAAUUGAAUUUGAAUACAUUUUUUUUUUAUUUUGUCCAAUUCGUUGUUAGUGCACAAUGUUGAAGUUGAUACAAUUAAAUGAAUAAGCAAACUCAGUAGAUUUUUUAUUGACUUUAUGAUUACAAGUAUGGCAUAUUUCUUGUACAAAGGGCAGUUUGGGUUAAAAUAGGCCUACUCAUUUUGUUAAGUCUGUUGGUGAACCCUUCUAAUGGAACUUUAUG
Molecule: messenger RNA, 2006 nt
Organism: Physella acuta
Lineage: Eukaryota; Metazoa; Mollusca; Gastropoda; Physidae
Source: RefSeq, a predicted model, not a curated record